GUUGUUAGGUAUGCCCUAAAAAUGACACAAGUAUUAAAUCUGUGUGGUAGGCUCACAGAUUUAUAUAGGGUCACGUUCACGGAGGCUGUCAAAAACGGUGCAAGCUUUGGCCUUUAGAUGGAUUCCAUGUGUGACCAAAUGUUUCAUUAAAUUUGACGCGUUCCUGCUUUUGCACGAAAAUGUCCUCAAACAUUUGUUGCACGUGGAAGUUUCAGCAUCCUUUCUUGUAAAAUGUAACCAUACUUUGGAACGUUUUGCUUUAGACAUCUUGACCUUUCUGCCUGCUGAGUGUGUAGGCCUACUGAAUACGGUGCCGCUGUUAACAGUGAACACCAGAGGGCGCAGCUGUGUAUUUUGUGGCACCGAAAUUCACGUUGUAUUUCGGACUGAUUACUACCGUUGAUGCUCGCCCCGUUGCCAUACCUGUACCGAGUUUCGGUACCCAACCCUAGGUGUUACAGGGCCGUUUAAAACAUUCGGAAAGCUUGCAAAAUAUAUCUUUGAUUCUUGGACACUUGAGCCCAGCUCAAUGCAAUGAACCCUGCUAUUAGAUUUCCCAAUUUUGUUUUCUGACAUACUGACACAAAUGAGCAUGCUACAGCAUGACAUGGACACUGGAAAUGCUGAGCUCGUUCUCCAGCAUUUCUAUUGUGUUUCGUUUGAAAAGAAAGAAAUUUUGGAGCAAGAGGUCCAGUAUUUCCUCACUUAGGAUCUGGCUGAGCCCUCCUUCUUGAGCUGGUCAUCGCCUUGCCUCUUGGUAAAAAAAAAUCAGGUGGUAUGUUUCACUUCUGCAUUGAUUAUAGAAAACUUAAUUCAGUAACACAGCCUGACUCCUUUCCUUGACCAAGAAUAGAGGACUCUGUUGACCAGGUAGGGGUGGCAAAAUUUGUAACGAAACUAGACUUGCUUAAAGGAUACUGGCAGGUCCCACUGAUGGUGGGGUUGCUGUUUAUCUAGAUGACGUGGUACUAGGUCAGUGAAAGUGACCUUUGUUAGUCUUUAUCUGGACUGAGGCUGGUCAAAAAGCAUUUGAGGGUGUUAAAGCCAUUUUAAUCUCUGUGCCUGUCUUGAUGGCUCCCUGACCUGGAAAAGCCAAGUAAGAUUCAGAUGGAUGCUAGCAAAGUGGGAGCAGGAGCAGUACUAUUACAAGAUGAUAUUGGCGUUGAGUGUCACUCCCAUCGCAAACCUUAACAUCCUCAACUCCGCCACCUCCAACUUUGCCUCCUGUCUCUUCGUUAAGGGUACGGUCUCCAAUCCAUACAUCACAGCUGGUCUCACUACGGUCUUAUACAUCUUACCUUUCACUUUUGCUGGGACUUUCCUAUCACAAAUGACUCCUGAAAUCCUUCUCCAACUGCUCCACCCUGCCUGCACUCUCUUUCUCACAUCACUAUCGCAGCCCCCAUUUUCCUGCACAGUUGACCCCAGGUACUUGAAUUCACCAACUUUUACAUCCACUCCUUGCAUUUUCACUACACUCUCAUCCCUGUUCUCAUUGAUGCACAUGUAUUCUGUUUUGCUACUGCUCACCUUCAUUCCUCUUCGUUCCAAUGCAUACCUCCAUCUCUCCAAACCCAACUCAACCUCCUUUCUACUUUCACCACAUAUCACAAUAUCAUCCGCAAACGUUCCAGAGUGACUUUUGCCUCACUUUGUCCGUCAAGCUAUCCAUCACGAUGGCAAACAAGAAAGGACUCAAAGCAGAUCCUUGAUGGAGUUCCACCUUCACCUUGAACCAUUCAGUUGUUCCAACUGCACACCUCACUGCUGUUUCACUGUUCUCAUACAUGUCUUGCACCACUCUAAUAUACUUCUCAUUCACUCCACACUUUCUCAUACAAUACCAUAACUCCUCUCUCAGCACUCUAUCAUGUGCCUUCUCCAGGUCUAUAAACACACAAUGUAGCUUUCUCUGGCCUUCCCUGUACUUCUCCAUUAACGUUCUUAAAGCAAAAAUUGCAUCCGACGUGCUCUUCCUUGGCAUAAACCUGUACUGCUGUUCACAGAUUGCUACUUCUCUUCUCAAUCUCUCCUCCAGGGGCGUCAGAAGCAUUUUUAAUGUGGGGGGGGACACACUGGCGGGGGGUCCUCCACCAGAAAAUUUUUAAUUAAUUAGAUGCCAUUUCCUGCAUUCUGGUGUAUUUUUAACAGGUUGUUAAACACCUAAUUUUACCUACAAAAGUCACUUAAUUCAAUGACUAUUUUAGAGACUCAACAAUAAGUCCUUAUUCAACUAGUCCAUAUAUUCAUCAGCCUGUUUUUAAACCCACCGCUACGCCUAAGAUAAUGAGAUGAAUGUGACACAAUUUAUCACCAACAAUGACUUAAUGGGUGCAUUUUACUUUUUAUUUUGUGUUUUCUAUUUAGUUUUAGAUGUAACACAACAUGCCACUGGGCCAAGCAAUAGUGACACUCAACUGUAUGUUUAAAAAUAAGAAUAUUCAUAAUUUCACACAAUGACCAGGCAUGACAUGGCACCAUGCAAACUUCAUAACACAAAAUCACACUGUGUCAAGCAACGGUGACACAAAAAAUAACUUCACACAAUGAACAGGUGCAAUUUUGUUCACCACCAACAGUGACUUUAGUGGGUGCAUUUUACUUUUUUCCGAUUUAGUGAUACUCAUAACAAAAAUGGCAUGGCAUCAUGCAGUCUUCAUAACACAAAAUUACACUGGGUCAAGCAAUGACACAUAAAGGAUAACUUCACACAAUGAACAAGUGCAGUUUUGUCAACCUACAUGCAAUGGUGGUACUACAGUAACAUUUACAGAUUAGUAUAACAAAUAGAUUUAUAGCUAUAACUCCUUCUUAUAUUGGUGCCACCACAAUUUCUACCACUUCAUAACUUUUAUCCCCCUUUCCUUCACAAUCCACCUGGAAUAACAUCCAUCUCUCUCCAUCACUUUCCUCUCUACUAUUCCUUCCCCAUACACUGAUUUCCCAUCUUACUUUCCAGAAAACUGCCAAAGACCAGACAAAACAAGGAAUCAAUAAAUAUCAUCAGAGCAGACUUGACCUCAUUCUUGGCAUUACAGUAAGGCAGGCCUACUGGGUUUGAAUUAAAUGAUAGCUAACGUUAAGCUAGCUGAUACAUCUCCUAACAUUGACUAGCCAGCUAACUGCACUAACAUUUCCAUUGGGACAAAAAAACCCUGUCCUGUGGGGAAAUUUUGACUGACUUUCCGCUUCUUUGUAAAGAAUGUCCUUAUGUCCAUUGUGUCUGGGGAAGAGCAAAUACUGCAAACAAUUCAUCAUCAACCAAGAAUACCCCAUUAGGCUAAGCUUAUUUCACUGUUUAGUUGAAUAUUAAUUUAACGUGUCCUAGGGUUAAUUUUGAGGGCAUAUAACAAAAGAAUAAGGUUUUUGCAAAAGCUAGACAUUGUGAGGUUGCAAUGGGGCUGACGUCACCUCCUCCACUUUCCAGCAGCUGCACCAACAUUUCUGUGCUCGCACUGAGAUUCACUUCACUCGCGCGCGGUGAGCUGUUGUAGGGAGCGCCCGGAAAACCUGGAGUGGAUUUUCAGUGAUAUGCAGGAGCAGGCAGUCUGAAGAAUACAUAGAUGCCAAAAAAGAAAUGUAUGCAAACUGGAUGAGGUAUGUGAAUUGUGCCCGUAAUGAUGAUGAACAGAAUCUUGUGGCAUUUCAGUUUCGAGGAGAAAUUCUGUAUCGUUGCUGUCGACCCAUUAACCCAGGACAGGAGCUCUUGGUGUGGUAUGAAGAGGAAUAUGCCAAAGAACUCAGUCCUGUGUUUGACUACCUCUGGAACAAAAAGUGCUCUACGAACGAAGUAAACAACGCUCUGCUUCAGGUCUUUUCCUGCUCCACAUGUCCUCUUUCCUAUGCGUCUAAAAUUUACCUAGACAAACACAUCCAGAGAUGCCACUAUGAAGAGUAUGUGAGAUUAUGGGAAUCAAGAGAGAUUAAAUAUGAGCUUCAGAUCCACUCCAAAGGCUCCAGUAGUCAGUCAACAUCAGCUGAUGCUCUCAAUUCUGACACUUCUCACAGUGAUGUACAGAAGGGAAUUCACCACUGCUCAGACUGUGGAAAGAGUUUUGGUCAUCAGAAUGCCUUCAAAACACACCAGUGCAGCCACACAAGAGGAAAGCCACAUUCUUGCUCACAGUGCGGAAAAAGUUUUACUCGACAGAGUGAUCUCCAACGACACCAGCGUGUUCACACAGGAGAGAAGCCGUAUCACUGCUCACAGUGUGGAAAGAGUUUUACUCAACAGAGUACUCUCCAAAUACACCAGCGUGUUCACACGGGAGAGAAGCCGUAUCACUGUUUACAGUGCAGAAAGAGAUUUACGCAUCAGAGUGCUCUCCAGCAACACCAGCGCAUUCACACAGGAGAGAAGCCGUAUCACUGCUCACAGUGUGGAAAGAGUUUUACUCAACAGAGUACUCUCCAAAUACACCAGCGAAUUCACAAAGGAGAGAAGCCAUACCACUGCACGCAGUGUGGAAAGAGUUUUACUCGACAGAGUGCUCUCCAAAAACACCAGCGCAUUCACACAGGAGAAAAGCCGUAUCACUGCUUACAGUGUGGAAAGUGUUUUACUGAUCAGAGUGCUCUCCAAGUCCACCAGCGCAUUCACACAGGACAGAAGCCACAUCACUGCUCACAGUGUGGGAAGAGUUUUACUCGUCAUAGUGAUCUCCAAGUGCACCAGCGCAUUCACACAGGAGAGAAGCCGUAUAUUUGCUCACAAUGUGGAAAGAGUUUUACUCACCGGAGUCAUCUCCAAGUCCACCAGCGCAUUCACACAGGAGAGAGGCCAUAUAUUUGCUCACAGUGUGGAAAGAGUUUUACUCACCGGAGUCAUCUCCAAGUCCACCAGCGCAUUCACACAGGAGAGAAGCCAUAUCACUGCUCAGAGUGUGGAAAGAGUUUUACUCACCAGAGUAAUCUCCAAAAACACCACCGUAUUCACACAGGUGAGAAGCCAUAUCACUGCUCACAGUGUAGAAAGAGUUUUACUCAACAGAGUGCUCUCCAACAACACCACCGCAUUCACACAGGAGAGAAGCCGUAUCACUGCUCAGAGUGUGGAAAGAGUUUUACUCGUGAGAGUGAUCUCCAGCAACACCAGCGCGUUCACACAGGAGAGAAGCCGCAUCACUGCUUGCAGUGUGGAAAGAGUUUCACUCAACAGAGUGCACUCCAAGUCCAUCAUGGCAUUCACAUGGGAGAGAAGUCGUAUCACUGCUCACACUUUGGAAAGACAUUUACUUAUUCAGCUACAUUUAAAACCCCCAAGUGUACUAACUCGGACCAUGCGUGAUUUAAAGUUGUCAAAUUAAAUGUUUAUUACUGUUUUGCUUGAAAAUAAUCUGUAUUUUUCAUUGUAUUUAUCGUGACUUUCUGUGGAAGGCAAAAUAUGUAAUGUUUAAAAUAAGCCAAUAGACCCAUUGCACAUGAUGUCACGUAUCGCAUGAUAAUUUUACAUGGGGGUCAAACGGUCACUGUCUUUCAUGUAAGCAAGGCUUAAUCUGUCUUCAGUAUGGUUCAUGUUUGUGCUGUUUUUAGUUAUUCAAAUUGUUCAAACAGAGAAAUAGAUAAAAGGUAAUGACCGUCUCCCUGCUAUCAAGAAAAAUGUUAACAAAGAGAAGCAAAUGCUUCAAGAACAACAAAGAAGUGAGUGGUUAAAGAGAAUAUGACGAGAGUAGCUAAGCCUGAAAACUUCAGAGAAAUUUACGAUUGUAUGUAAAAAAUUUUUUUUAAAUAAAUAGAAAAUCGGAAGUUAGUAUGGAAGAGUUUGCUUAAGAAUCUCGUUUUAUUUCUGCUCACAUUCGAGUUAGCUCCUUCAUGAAAGUGUUCAAACAAAAUCAAAUGAUUUUCUUACAGAUGAACCAACUUCUUUAUUCGACACGGAAAACCCAGAUUUGGCACCAAACAAUGCGGACAGAAUUCAGUAAAAAAAAUCCAACAAGGAGCGGUGUGCACGAUAUAUCCUGAAAGAGCAGAAAAGAUUAAGAGCAGAGAGCGCUGAAGCUUUGUUUCUGUCAUCAGAGGAACCCAGUCCUGUGCAAAAUAUCACCAUGGAGCUAGAGUGUAGUAAUGAACCUACAGAUUGAGGGAGUUCUACACAAACAGACUGAAUUUUACAACAUGUGUAAAUGCAUGUGAAAUGGAAAUAAAUCGACUAAGGCAGGAAAAACUAUUUUGGAUAAAAUUGUUAUUGUCCGUUACACACUUAUCAACCUGUGUGACUCGGUUGUGCCUUUUUGAAUACAGAAUAAAUGAAGAGGGAAUGGAACAUUAACCGUUUAUUGAAAUUAUUAUUACAAGGGUGAUUAUAAUUUACUAUAUGACUAUAGUUACAAUUGGAAUGUGCUGAUUCUGUUGGUAGCAUUUGUAAUUAUUGUAACAUCCACUAGUAGAUAAAAUUAAAAUAAAAUCUUGCAACAUUGAAAGUCUAGAGCAAGAUAUUUUAUUUUACAAAUAACACUUCAGAUAUUGUUUUAACAAUAAUAAGUAUCAAUGUAUAAAUGAUAGAGUGCAAAUUGCUCUGUAACUAGAUGUCCUUGGGGUUGUUGAGACAUGGAGGGCUGGGAAUACCAUCUAGCCAACAGUUCAGGCAGUAGUCUUUUGAGGGUAAAUGCUUUGGCUUUCGCAACAUUCUGUUCCGAAAAGCUGAUGUCGGGGGGAAAAAAAUUUACACAAAGGUUUUCUUGCUUUUGUAGCCUUUUUUUUUUUUGUAAACUCUUUUUCUGUGUCGGGACUCUUCAGGAAAAAGAAGGUAUAUUUCAACAUGUAGCUAACGCCUGGCCACAAAUCUGCAGUCACUGCAGUCGUUUAAAGGAAUUUUGUAUGGAUCGUAACCGCUAAUAAACUCUAUUUUCCGUGUAUAUUUAUCCUUCGCUUCUUUCUGACUAAGAUUAUCCAAGUAAUCUGGUAGUAGAGCUUUUUUAGCUGUAGUUUUCUUCAGACAACAGCAACAGACGCUGGACAUCUUCACUUGGCUUCAGUAUGUGAACAUUAUGUAAACAAAAUUCACUUGUUUCCAGGUAUAGGGUAGCGAUGGUUGCUAACGUAAAUGUGAAGUCGGUGCCAGGGGUCUAUUAAUAUUUUCUUUUGACCUUAAGCAGUCAUGACAUUUUAUCACCCCAAGUCUUUAUGCAUUAACUACAACACUAUUUUCAGUGUAGUACUGCAGUAGUAGACUAAAACAGAGCCACUAAGAUCCCAGAAAGUUUAAUGGUCAAUAAAUUCAUGUUACAUGUGAAUAAAGUGGAAACGCUAUGAACAUUUCAGUUCAUCAAAGUCUUUUUGUGCAUAGUCUAUUAUUUUCCAUUUUUCCAUGAUUUAUAUGUAAUUUAAUAAUUAAGAUCAAUUUAAUUUAGUGUGAUUUAGGUCAUGGUCUUAGUUAACUUAUAAUGCAUGUGUUAGUACUUUUCUUACUCAUAUUGUACAUUUAUCUGUUCAUUGGUCAUGAUUAUUUUUCCUUACUCAGGUUUUCCUUUACCUUAGCCUAGGGUAUUAUUUACUUUUUUUUUUCUUCCAAGAGUGUGUCUCUUGCAUGUACACAUCAACAUAACUUCACUAUAUAAGGUGGCUGUGUCCAACUGUUGUUUAGACUAAAUCUGUUGCGCAAGUUGUCUUUGUGCUCACAAUAAACCAUAGCUUUUAUUA
Messenger RNA from Neoarius graeffei (lesser salmon catfish), 7638 nucleotides. Its product is annotated as gastrula zinc finger protein XlCGF26.1-like. The transcript has 4 exons. The record is from RefSeq and is a predicted model, not a curated record. Gene Ontology annotation, molecular function: protein binding; DNA-binding transcription factor activity; RNA polymerase II cis-regulatory region sequence-specific DNA binding. Gene Ontology annotation, biological process: regulation of transcription by RNA polymerase II. The coding region runs from base 3578 to 5287 and encodes 569 amino acids. Lineage: Eukaryota; Metazoa; Chordata; Actinopteri; Siluriformes; Ariidae.